Ostrea edulis (European flat oyster) is the source of this 4933-nucleotide messenger RNA. Its product is annotated as UDP-N-acetylglucosamine--peptide N-acetylglucosaminyltransferase 110 kDa subunit-like. The transcript has 21 exons. Gene Ontology annotation, biological process: protein O-linked glycosylation. Bases 726 to 3728 code for a protein of 1000 amino acids. Lineage: Eukaryota; Metazoa; Mollusca; Bivalvia; Ostreida; Ostreidae. Gene Ontology annotation, molecular function: protein N-acetylglucosaminyltransferase activity; protein binding. The record is from RefSeq and is a predicted model, not a curated record.
AUUUGUUCGAUCACCAUGUCUUAGAGCAGUUACAGGCAAUAAUUUAACUGUGUGACGUCAAAGUUUUUGAAUAUUCAUGAGCAGCUUGCCCCUCAAGAAGGUGUGUGAAGCACGAAGACUACGAAGACGAAGACGCGAUAAAAGCGUCGACCAAGUUUAAUUUCUUUUUAACAUCCAUGUAUUUGAUGAUAGAAUACUCCAACGUGGUUUGAUAACAUCUUAAAGGGAGCAUUGUUAUAAGGACGCAGUUUUCUUCACAAGAAUCCGAAAGGAUUGCAUUUGAAGUCGCCAUUUUUCACAAAGGAAAUUAUGCCAACGAUGGCUCAAAUCACGGACACGACAGGUACCGGUUUGUAUUUGCAUUUCUGGUAUUAUUAUUCAUUAUUUGUGCGUACUGCAAAACUAAAACAUGUAAAAUUGCUGAUGAAAACAUUUACCCCAGCUCCUGUCUAGGCUAGCAUGCGUUCAACCUAGGUCCUAUGAUAGAUUUAAUAUUGUUUGAUAAUUUUUGUUGGAUUACAUGCCCACCCGUUUUUAUGUUUGCAAAAUAAUGGAAAUGACGAACUGGAAGUUAAACAUGUGCAACCAGAUUUUGCUGCCUUGCUAAUCGAAAACCUUCAGCACUAGAUGUAGAACAUGGCCAUGGGAAGACCCGGAUAUGUUUGGCAGAACUGGCCCAUCAGGAAUACCAAGCAGGGGACUACGAUAAUUCAGAGCAGCACUGCAUGCAGCUAUGGAGACAGGAACCAGAUAACACUGGUGUUCUCCUUCUCCUCAGCUCCAUACACUUCCAGUGCAGGCGUCUAGAAAGGUCAGCCUACUUCAGUCAGCUGGCCAUUAAACAAAACCCCAUGCUAGCAGAGGCAUACUCCAAUCUCGGAAAUGUAUUCAAGGAACGAGGCCAGCUUCAGGAAGCACUAGAGAAUUACAGGCAUGCCGUCCGACUGAAGCCAGAUUUUAUUGAUGGUUAUAUCAACCUGGCAGCUGCCCUGGUAGCCGCUGGAGACAUGGAGCAGGCUGUGCAGGCUUACGUUACAGCUCUGCAGUAUAAUCCGGAUCUUUACUGUGUGCGGAGUGACCUAGGAAAUCUUCUCAAGGCUCUAGGAAGAUUGGAUGAAGCUAAGACAUGUUAUUUAAAAGCAAUUGAGACCCAGCCAAAUUUUGCUGUUGCAUGGAGUAACUUGGGAUGUGUUUUUAAUGCACAAGGAGAGAUUUGGCUAGCAAUUCAUCAUUUUGAAAAGGCUGUUGCACUUGAUCCAAACUUUUUAGAUGCAUAUAUAAAUUUGGGAAAUGUACUAAAGGAAGCCAGAAUAUUUGACAGAGCUGUGGCAGCCUACUUGAGAGCGUUAAACCUGAGUCCUAAUCAUGCUGUAGUGCAUGGAAACCUAGCCUGUGUGUACUACGAACAGGGAUUGAUUGACCUUGCCAUUGACACCUACAAACGAGCAAUAGAGUUACAACCCAACUUUCCCGAUGCCUACUGCAAUCUGGCUAAUGCACUCAAGGAAAAGGGCAAGGUGAUCGAGGCUGAAGAAUGUUAUAACACAGCACUGAAGCUGAGUCCAACACACGCAGACUCCUUAAAUAACCUAGCGAACAUUAAGAGAGAGCAGGGCAACACAGAAGAGGCGGUCCGACUCUACCUCAAGGCAUUAGAGGUGUAUCCAGAAUUUGCUGUAGCACAUUCCAAUCUUGCCAGUGUUUUACAACAACAGGGAAAAUUGCAUGAAGCCCUGAUGCAUUACAAGGAAGCAAUAAGAAUUUCUCCCACCUUUGCUGAUGCUUACUCCAACAUGGGGAACACCCUGAAGGAGAUGCAGGAUAUCCAGGGGGCACUGCAGUGCUACACCAGGGCCAUACAGAUCAACCCGGCCUUUGCUGAUGCCCACAGCAACUUGGCAUCAAUACACAAGGAUUCUGGAAAUAUCCCAGAAGCUAUAGCCUCGUACAGAACAGCACUGAAACUAAAGCCUGAUUUCCCAGAUGCCUACUGUAAUUUGGCGCAUUGUCUCCAGAUUGUAUGUGAUUGGACAGACUAUAGCUCUCGUAUGAAGCGCCUUGUCCACAUAGUGAAGGACCAGCUAGCCAAGAAUCGCCUGCCAUCAGUUCACCCACACCAUAGCAUGCUGUACCCACUGUCUCACAAGAUGAGGAAGGCUAUCGCUGCCAGGCAUGCCAAUCUCUGUUUGGAGAAGAUUAAUGUGUUGCACAAACCAACAUACGACCAUCCCAAGGAGCUGAAGGAACUCAAGGGACGACUUCGCAUUGGCUAUGUCAGUUCCGACUUCGGAAACCACCCUACCUCCCAUCUCAUGCAGAGUAUCCCGGGCUUUCACGACAGGGACAAUGUAGAGAUCUUCUGUUAUUCCCUGAGUCCUGAUGAUGGAACUACCUUCCGUGCAAAGAUCAACGUAGAGGCCGAGCACUGUAUAGACUUGUCACAGAUUCCAUGCAACGGCAAAGCUGCUGAUAGAAUUCACGCCGAUGGAAUCAAUGUUCUUGUGAACAUGAAUGGAUACACGAAGGGAGCCAGAAAUGAACUGUUCGCUCUCAGACCAGCUCCUAUUCAGGUGAUGUGGCUAGGCUACCCAGGAACAAGUGGAGCCACUUUCAUGGACUACAUCCUGACAGAUGAGGUGACCUCGCCCCUAAAUCUUGCUGAGCAAUACUCAGAAAAUCUGGCCUUUAUGGCCAACACCUUCUUCAUAGGAGACCACAUGCAGAUGUUUCCUCACCUCAAGGAGAAGAUUUUAGUCGAAGUGGAUGGGAAGGUGUCUGACAACAACAUCAUAUUGAAUGGGGUCAACCUGGAACCCCUCAAGCAGAGCGGUAUUCUCGAGACUAUUAUGUACACUGCUGAGCAUGGAGAGACCACAGACAACAAUGAUGGAAGCCCCGCCCAGGUGACCUUUGAAUACAUGUCCUUACCUGUACAACCGAUUCUGCAGACCAUGACACAAACAGGGCUGUCUCAUUCAUGUAUCAAUGAUGUCAUUGUCCAAAAUGGUGUUACCACCAACCAGACAAACAACAAGGCUGCUACAGGGGAAGAAAUCCCCCAGAACAUCAUCAUCAGCGCCCGGUCCCAGUAUGGCCUGCCCGAAGAUGCAGUGGUCUAUUGUAACUUUAACCAGCUUUACAAGAUUGACCCUCAGACCCUCCACAUGUGGAUUGAGAUUCUGAAACAGGUCCCUGAUGGUGUACUUUGGCUGCUGAGGUUCCCAGCUGUGGGAGAAACUAAUGUUCUACAGACGGCUGCCAAUGCUGGACUCUCCACAGGUCGCAUAAUCUUCUCCCCGGUAGCACCCAAGGAGGAGCAUGUAAGAAGAGGACAGUUAGCUGAUGUGUGCCUGGACACCCCGCUGUGUAAUGGACAUACUACAGGCAUGGAUGUACUCUGGGCAGGAACACCCAUGGUCACUCUCUUAGGCGAGACCCUUGCUUCGAGAGUGGCGUCUUCACAACUAAACACACUAGGAUGUCCGGAGCUCAUUGCCAAGACUAGUGAGGAUUACAUCAAAAUUGCAGUCAGACUGGGUGCAGAUAAGGAUUAUUUGAAGUCGAUGAGAGCCAAGGUGUGGAAAGCCAGAAUAACAAGCCCCCUGUUUAACUGCAAGACUUACGCCCGGAACAUGGAGGUGCUGUAUAGGAAGAUGUGGGAAAAAUAUGUUAAUGGAGAGGAUCCUAGUCACAUUGUGGACACUUCAAAGUUCAGGAAGACAUCAUGAUCUAUUGCCGAAGUAUUUGUCUCAUCAAAGUGAUCUGUGACUCUCCACGCCCAUAUGGAACUAUUUCAGUAACGUUGAAUUCCAAAUUUGGACUCGUCAAAUUGCCGUAUUAUAUGGUCGUUACACAAUAAGAACCACAUCUGGACUGAUCUGAGCGCCGUGUUUUAAAUUGCUGAUGUCUGGACCCAUCAUAGUACCGUGUUCUAAAUUACUAAUCCCAUCAUUUUACAUUGUGUACCGUGUGGAAUGUCGCAGCAAUGUGUUCUGAAUUCUGAUCCAAUCAUUUUACACUGCAUGUCGCAUGUGGAAUGUCAAAGCAACAUGUUCUAAAUUACUGAUCCAAUCAUUUUACACUGGUGCCACACAUGGACCUGUCAAAGCGCCCUGUUCUGAAUUACUGACAUCUGGGCUGAUAUUGUGAUUUUAUACUGAGAUGAUUAUUGUGCAAUGAAUACCAUACAUGUAUCUGGACCUAUCAAAACAAUCUUGUAACUUCCUGACAUGGAUCUGAAACAAGACCUCUAUUUUCCACAUACACAUUGUAUAAUGUAUAUAUAUGUCUCUUUAUGGGCAAUUUUCUGUAUAACUGGUGCAAAUAUUCAUGCAAUUUUAAAGCAUAGUGUAUUGUAUUCAAAGUGUGUUAUUUUUGGCAGUGCUAUGUGUAUGUGAUUAUAAAGAAAUAACUGUAUAUAUGGUCGAUGUUGAAUAUACUGAACAUCAUUCUUCACCAGGUUAACAAACACUUGUAACUAUGUAAAUUGCGAAUUUUAUUAUUGUGACCUGGUUUGGAUGCUUUAUCGCAUUUAUUUUCACCCUGUUGAUUGAUCUGUUCUAAAAAGCAGAUAGUUUUAUUUUCACCACAAUGUUUGAUCUGUUCUAAGAAGCGAAUCGUUUUCAGAUUUCUUGGCUUGUGUGUAUUUUAAAUUGAUGGUAAGUGGUUUGCAUGGAUUUUAGAGAUUAUGAUCCUAUUUAAUUUCUUUUUGAAAAUGUGUCAAUUGUGUUAAAUUAUUUUGAGUGAUUGAACAAGUGGGUUAGUGACAGUUGUGAAUAUAAAUGGACUUGGUGAAUGUGACAGAGUAAAUGUUGAACCUUCUGAUGUGAACAUGACCAGGCAGACCUUCACAGGGAUGUACCCGGUAUUCAUGGAAUGAUUUUAUGGAAUCUUUUGUUAAUGUCUGAUGGAAAUUAAAAAGUUUCAAGUGACA